GCUUAAUGUAUUUCGGUUCAUAGUAACGAACGAACUCUUGUGUACUACAUGAAGUUUUAGUGCGAACGAAUUGUAAAAAAUGCGGAUAACAGUUUUUAUAUUAUUCAUGGGCUUUUGCCUAGUAAGUGCAAAAUAUUUGCGCUAUGAGCCAAGCGAUUCCAAUUUGUUACUGCGGUAUAAAAGAUCCGACUCUGAUGAAUCUGUAACUUCAAUAGAUGAAGACGACGGUGAUGAUGAUGAGGAUACCGGCGAAAACAAUUCACUUGAAAAGAAAUUAAAAGAAUUGGAAAUUAAAAAACGAGAAAAAGAAGAAAAAGAAAAACGUAAACAAGAGGAGAAACAACGUAAGCUUGAGGAAAAGAAGGCUAAAGAACAACGUAAAGCAGAAGAAAAAAAGGAAAAAGAGGAACGCAAGCGCCAACAAAAACUUGAGAAAGAAGAAGAAAAAAGGCAGAAACUAUUAGAGAAGGAACAAGAGGACAACAAAAAGAGAGUUGAAAAGAAGCGUAAAGAAAUAGAAAAGAUAAGACAGGAAUUGAAUCAAGAUUCGGAAGGUGAUAACUUUUUGAACACUGAAGAAGAAAGUUCUAUUGAAUUAUCAGACAUUUGGAGACAUCAUAUUUAUGUUAAAUAUGGUCUCACUUUAUCCAGUACACAAUUAGAAAAGCAAGCAGCAUUGAGAAGGUAUCUUCAAGAAGAACUAGGAUUAAGUCCUAAUAGUACUGAAACUGAACGUAGGGAUGCAAUAAUUAAACUAAUUCAAACAAAGAUACAAGAAAAUGCUAGGGCAUCUAAUGGAAAUAGUCAACUGAAUAAUCAACUAUUAAGCCAUCUUAAUGCUAUUUCAAUUCAAAAAUUUAAACUUAAAUUAGAUAAAGAUAUUGAAAAAUUAAAUAACAAAUCGUCGGUAUUAAGUAACGUAAAUCUAACUUGGGCUUCAGAAGCUAAACAACAACUUGAUGGAAAAAGAACAUUACUCCAGACAAUUGCGCAAUAUUUAUCAAGUGUUAUUCCUAACUGGUUGGCCGGACGACCAUCCAUAACAGCGUCAACCAAUGCAACCGUUGAACAAAGCCUUGAUAAUAAUGGUCUUAAUGGUAAUGGAUCUGAAAAUUUAACUCCUUCUCCCAUUGGGAAUGUUAAUGACAACACAGUGUCUGCAUCAAGUAACAUUAACAAUAUAAAUAACUCUGGAAAUAAUUUAAAUGGCAAUAGUUAUCUUGUAAAUAAUAAUCAACCAAUUAAUGUAAAUUAUAACUCUAGUGGGAAUGUUAACGAGACACCAGUGAUUGGUUCAUCAAGCGUUAACAAUACUGUAAAUAAUAUUCCAUCCGUACAAGAGUUUAACAAACCAAAUGGUGAUUUACCGACUUUAAGUACCGAAAAUAACUUACCUUCCUUAAACGGUGACGGUGGAAGUGAAUCAACGAAUAUUGCAUCCGAAGCUGGUGAUAAAAUAACUAUUGCUGCUACAAAUGUUGCAACAACAAUAGUCGCUAAUAACAACGUAAAUUUGACUCCUUCAGAAGCAGGUUCCCCUCUGGAAGUGUCAAUAUCAUCCGUAGCUGGUGAUAACAUAACCAAUGCUGAUGCAAAUGUUGAACCAACAAUAGUCGCUAAUAACAACGUAAAUGUGACGCCUUCAGCAGCUGGUUCUCCUCUGGAAGUGUCAAUAUCAUCCGUAGCUGGUGAUAACAUAACCAAUGCUGAUGCAAAUGUUGAACCAACAAUAGUCGCUAAUAACAACGUAAAUGUGACGCCUUCAGCAGCUGGUUCUCCUCUGGAAGUGUCAGUACCACCCGUAGCUGGUGAUAAUAUAAUUAAUGCUAAUGCAAAUGUUGUUGCAACAAUAGUUGCUAAUAACAACGAAAAUGUGAUUCCUUCAGUAGCAGUUUCUCCUGUGGCAGUGUUAGUACCAUCCGUAGCUGGUGAUAACAUAACUAAUGCUGAUGCAAAUGUUGCUAUAACAAUAGUCGCUAAUAACAACGUAAAUGUGACUCCUUCAGUAGCAGUUUCUCCUGUGGAAGUGUCAGUACCAUCCGUAGCUGGUGAUAAAAUAACUACUGCUGAUGCAAAUGUUGCUACAAUAAUAGUCGAUAAUAACAACGUAAAUGUGACACCUUCAGUAGCAGUUUCUCCUGUGGAAGUGUCAGUGCCAUCCGUAGCUGGUGAUAACAUAACUACUGCUGAUGCAAAUGUUGCUACAACAAUAGUAGCUAAUGACAAUGCGACUGUGACUCCUUCCGUAGCAGUUUCUCCUGUGGAAGUGUCAAUAGCAUCCGUUGCUGAUGCUAACAUAACUACUGCUGAUGCAAAUGUUGCUACAACAAUAGUCGAUAAUAACAACGUAAAUGUGACACCUUCAGUAGCAGUUUCUCCUGUGGAAGUGUCAGUACCAUCCGUAGGUGGUGAUAAAAUAACUACUGCUGAUGCAAAUGUUGCUACAACAAUAGUCGAUAAUAACAACGUAAAUGUGACACCUUCAGUAGCAGUUUCUCCUGUGGAAGUGUCAGUGCCAUCCGUAGCUGGUGAUAACAUAACUACUGCUGAUGCAAAUGUUGCUACAACAAUAGUAGCUAAUGACAAUGCGACUGUGACUCCUUCUGUAGCAGUUUCUCCUGUGGAAGUGUCAAUAGCAUCCGUUGCUGAUGCUAACAUAACUACUGCUGAUACAAAUGUUGCUACAACAAUAGUCGAUAAUAACAACGUAAAUGUGACACCUUCAGUAGCAGUUUCUCCUGUGGAAGUGUCAGUACCAUCCGUAGGUGGUGAUAAAAUAACUACUGCUGAUGCAAAUGUUGCUACAACAAUAGACGAUAAUAACAAUAAAAAUGUGACUCCUUCCAUAGCAGUUUCUCCUGUGGAAGUAUCAGUACCAUCCGUAUCUGGUGAUAACGUAACUACUGCUGAUGCAAAUGUUGCUACAACAAUAGUCGCUAAUAACAAUGUAAAUGUGACUCCUUCCGUAGCAGUUUCUCCUGUGGAAGUGUCAAUAGCAUCCGUUGCUGAUGCUAACAUAACUAAUGCUGAUGCAAAUAUUGCUACAACAAUAGUCGUUGAUAGUAACGUAAAUGUGACUCCUUCAGUAGCAGUUUCUCCUGUGGAAGUAUCAGUACCAUCCGUAUCUGGUGAUAACAUAACUAAUGCUGAUGCAAAUGUUGCUACAACAAUAGUCGCUAAUAACAACGUAAAUGUCACUCCUUCCGUAGCAGUUUCUCCUGUGGAAGUGUCAGUGCCAUCCGUAGCUGGUGAUAACAUAACUACUGCUGAGGCAAAUGUUUCUACAACAAUAGUCGCUAAUAGCAACGUAAAUGUGACUCCUCCAGUAGCAGUUUCUCCUGUGGAAGUGUCAGUGCCAUCCGUAGCUGAUGAUAACAUAACUACUGCUGAUGCAAAUGUUGCUACAACAAUAGUAGCUAAUGACAAUGCGACUGUGACUCCUUCCGUAGCAGUUUCUCCUGUGGAAGUGUCAAUAGCAUCCGUUGCUGAUGCUAACAUAACUACUGCUGAUGCAAAUGUUGCUACAACAAUAGUCGAUAAUAACAACGUAAAUGUGACACCUUCAGUAGCAGUUUCUCCUGUGGAAGUGUCAGUACCAUCCGUAGGUGGUGAUAAAAUAACUACUGCUGAUGCAAAUGUUGCUACAACAAUAGUCGAUAAUAACAACGUAAAUGUGACACCUUCAGUAGCAGUUUCUCCUGUGGAAGUGUCAGUGCCAUCCGUAGCUGGUGAUAACAUAACUACUGCUGAUGCAAAUGUUGCUACAACAAUAGUAGCUAAUGACAAUGCGACUGUGACUCCUUCCGUAGCAGUUUCUCCUGUGGAAGUGUCAAUAGCAUCCGUUGCUGAUGCUAACAUAACUACUGCUGAUGCAAAUGUUGCUACAACAAUAGUCGAUAAUAACAACGUAAAUGUGACUUCUUUAGUAGCAGUUUCUCCUGUGGAAGUAUCAGUACCAUCCGUAUCUGGUGAUAACAUAACUAAUGCUGAUGCAAAUGUUGCUACAACAAUAGUCGCUAAUAACAACGUAAAUGUCACUCCUUCCGUAGCAGUUUCUCCUGUGGAAGUGUCAGUGCCAUCCGUAGCUGGUGAUAACAUAACUACUGCUGAGGCAAAUGUUUCUACAACAAUAGUCGCUAAUAGCAACGUAAAUGUGACUCCUCCAGUAGCAGUUUCUCCUGUGGAAGUGUCAGUGCCAUCCGUAGCUGAUGAUAACAUAACUACUGCUGAUGCAAAUGUUGCUACAACAAUAGCCGCCAUCAAUAAUGAAAAUGUGAACCCUUCAAUAACACUUUCCCCUUUGGUAGUGUCAGUACCAUCCGUAGCUGGUGAUAACAUUACUAAUGCUGAUGCAAGCCUAACAACAACAACAGACGUCAUUAACAACGAAAAAGUGACUUCUUCGGUUACUGUUGCUCCUGUGGUAGUACCAGAAUCACUUUUGGCAGAUAAUAAUAUCAUCAAAGCUAUAGGAGAAAAACCAAUAAAUAAUAACACUAAUAUUACUGGAGACAUAUAUUUGCCCCAAUCUGAUACUGUGAAAUCACAAGUAAUAGUACCUGAAGCAAUUAUUAAUGAUGCUAUAAAUUAUGUAAAUACUGUGCAAGGAAGCACUGUUACAGAAGCUAUAACUCUACCACAGGAAAGUCAAGUUGGCCAAGAAGUAACUGUAGCUUUACCAACUCAAUCGUCAAUGUCUACAACCAAUGGAACUACAUUACCUAAUGAAAUAGGAGCCUCCGUUGUUGAUAUAUUACUACAGAAGUAACUAAAUGCGCAAUCAUCUAUAUUUAUUUUGCCUGUAAUUGAUUGAAACCUGUGAUUUUAAUGACUUUUAUUUAUGUACUUAUUAUUAUAAUUAAAGAGCAUUAUUAAAAAUUA
Danaus plexippus (monarch butterfly) is the source of this 4881-nucleotide messenger RNA. RefSeq lists its product as uncharacterized. Lineage: Eukaryota; Metazoa; Arthropoda; Insecta; Lepidoptera; Nymphalidae. The record is from RefSeq and is a predicted model, not a curated record. The coding region runs from base 80 to 4768 and encodes 1562 amino acids. The transcript is spliced from 2 exons.